AUGCGUAAUGGAUAUCACGGUAUGACGCAGGCUGUAAUUGGAGCGACAAAUAUUGGAACUUGGAAACAGCCAAUGCCAUCAGGUUUCGGCGUUCUGAAGGCAAUGGCAGCCGAUCCGUACUCGGGACCAUGGGGAGGAAAGAAGUGCCGCGAUUCGCCGAUACAGACGAAGCGUGACUGCUCAUGCAAAGAUGGAGAGUGCAUGGCCACGGACAAGUACGGUAAUAUAGGAGUUGACUUUAGACUCUUUCCGCUUAUAACUCUGAUAAGAGAUAUAAGCCUCUGGCAAAGCACGAAGUGGCGAUGA
Cooperia oncophora is the source of this 306-nucleotide messenger RNA. The record is from the annotation of a GenBank genome assembly. Lineage: Eukaryota; Metazoa; Nematoda; Chromadorea; Rhabditida; Trichostrongylidae.